Molecule: messenger RNA, 694 nt
Organism: Malaya genurostris
Lineage: Eukaryota; Metazoa; Arthropoda; Insecta; Diptera; Culicidae
Product: HIG1 domain family member 2A, mitochondrial
Exons: 2
Coding region: 168-494 (108 amino acids)
Biological process (GO): mitochondrial respirasome assembly
Cellular component (GO): mitochondrion
Source: RefSeq, a predicted model, not a curated record
UCCACAGUAUUUCUGUUUUGUCUCUGAUUUUGAACCGCGGAGGACUGCCGUUGACCGACCGGGUGCGCAAUCAACAAAAACCAAUGCGAAAUAGUUUCAUAGUCCAACAAAGUGUAUUCUAAGCCUUGUAUCGCGCAACAUAGUUUUUUCAGCAAGCUCACACAGCAAUGACCAACACCCCAACCCCGGCAACGGCUGCUCCGUUGACAAUCCAGCAGCAAGCCGAACUGGAAUGGAUUCAAAUGCGAGCCGACUACGCCGACAUUCAUGCGGAAACAACUAAGGAAAAAAUGAUCCGCAAGGUAAACGAAAAUCCUCUGGUCCCGAUCGGGUGCGCGGCAACACUGGCCGCGCUUGGGUUCGGUCUAUGGAACUUCCGCCAGGGUAAACAGCAAAUGUCACAGUACAUGAUGCGAGCUCGAAUCUUGGCCCAAGGCUUCACUGUAGUGGCAUUGGUGGUCGGUGUUGGGCUGACUUACACAAAAAAGCAGUGAGAUCUGCUAAUUGGUAGGAUGAUUCAGCUAAUUUUCGUCCGAUCAAUUGAGUUCUGGCGGCGAAGCCACUCAAAUUUGUACAAAAAGCAUAGAAUCAAGGCUAGCCCUCCAACCUGGAUUCUUGGUUUCGCCACUGAUUAAGAUCGAUAGUAGAUUGUUUAAUAAAUGUUACUCAAUACCUCACAUGGAAUUUAUUUCAA